GAAACACAUGUAGAUUUAAAUUACUUUCGUUGUUGAUAAUCAAAGUUGCAUUUAUGUGGAUCGUAACUAAUAUUAAAUGGCAGAAUUUAAGAAAACAAACACUAAAGUUUAUUCAAGAACUGCGAUAAACUAUUCGUCAGAUACAGUUUAUUGGAAAAAACUAGGAGUGCCUACUUUAGUAAAGGAAUUCGGAGCUAUUGACUACAUCGAUUUCAGUCCCGUUGAACCAUAUCUGUUUGCAGUUACAGCAUCCGUUCGUGUACAAAUAUACAACCCUGUCACAAAACUAGUGGUGAAAAAUAUUACCAAGUUUCAAGAAGGUGCUCAUGGGGGAUCGUUUCGUAAUGAUGGAAAACUUUUAGUUGCCGGUGAUGAUCUCGGAAAGGUGCGCUUGUUUGAUGUUUCAACAAAAUCGAUUUUACGAUUUUUCGAUGGACACCGUGCUCCCGUACAUCGAACAUUUUUCAAUUCAGAUGGACAUCAUAUUAGCAGUUUCUCGGAUGAUAAAACAGUUCGCUUCUGGGAUAUUGCAACUGAGAAACAUUUGAACACGUUUUCUGAUCAUUCAGACUACAUUCGGGCUGGUUGCACAAGUCCAGUCAGUCCAGAUAUUGUUAUAUCCGGAGGUUAUGACCGUAAAAUCAAUAUGUAUGAUAUAAGAACGGGAGAAAGAGUUUUAAGUUUGGAUAACGGUAAUCCAGUCGAAUCGCUCAUUUUUCUACCAAGUGGUGGAAUAUUCAUUAGUGCUGGAGGCACAUCAGUAAAUGUUUACGAUGCUUUGGCUGGUGGAAGAAAAAUUGCUCAACUAUCACAACAUCAUAAAACGGUUACCUGCCUUCAGCUGGCAAGUGAUGGUAAGCGACUUUUGUCGGCUAGUUUAGAUAGACACGUAAAAAUCUACGACAUUGCUACCUACCAAGUAGUGCACACAAUCGAUAAUACGAAUGCGGUACUGAGUUUAGGUGUGUCCAAAAAUGAUGACACACUUGUGACGGGAAUGGUCGAUGGUCUAAUAGCCAUCCAUCGACGCGAACAGGACAACAGAGACAAAGAGGACUCACAUGUAAACAAGAGCCGCAGGUUAAAAAGCCGUUUAAGAUAUGAAAACAUUUUUAAAAGUGUUGAUGUGGAGAUAGCCGAUUUUCGUCACGAGAAAAUUGAACAGUUCGACCGCAUGUUAAGAAUGUACGAGUAUAGUAAGGCACUGGACAGUGUUAUGAUCCCUAGUGUAAUGGGCAAAACUCCGGAGAAAACAGUGGCGAUAUUAAAAGAGCUUAUUCGACGAAAAGGUCUACACAGAGCAUUGACGGAUCGAACACAUUUGUUUCUGGUUCGAUUUAUAGCGUUUAUUACGCGAUAUAUUGGAGAUUUUAGAUUUACACCAGCUUUAGUAGACGCUGCGAACAUAUUACUAGACGUCUAUGAAAUUGAAAUCGAUAAGUUUGCUGGCACGGAUGUCGGAAAAAUGUUUGCUAGUCUCUCAAGAAGACUCAAGAAGGAAGAACAAAUUAACAAUGAUUUUCUCGAGAUUCAAGGUCUGCUGGAGAUGAUUUCGGCAGCUGCCGACGAGAGCCUGCAUUCAAUUAAUGAUACCAAUAUGGAAAAUGUGUUAAUGAAAGAAAUUGAAGCUUCUUCGAAUGCUCAAAAACAAACUGUAAUCAAUGUGGAUUAAAUUCGACAGAUGCUACACUGAGUUUUGAAUUAAAUAUUCGUUCUGUAUCGCCAAUCAUAAACAAAUUUAUUUUUGUUCUACAA
Messenger RNA from Malaya genurostris, 1755 nucleotides. Its product is annotated as U3 small nucleolar RNA-associated protein 15 homolog. Gene Ontology annotation, biological process: rRNA processing; positive regulation of transcription by RNA polymerase I. Gene Ontology annotation, molecular function: protein binding. The coding region runs from base 77 to 1672 and encodes 531 amino acids. Lineage: Eukaryota; Metazoa; Arthropoda; Insecta; Diptera; Culicidae. The transcript has 2 exons. Gene Ontology annotation, cellular component: nucleolus. The record is from RefSeq and is a predicted model, not a curated record.